AUGGUAGGUAGUCCCAAGAAGUUACCUUCUACAACAUUUUCAGCUAAUUGUAGAAGAUAUGGAUAUAGUAGAUCAUUGUAUGAAAGAUUAUUAUCAUGUAAUGUUCCUAGUGUUUUGUUUAAUAUUCAAUACAGUAUGAGACCUGAAAUAAGUUAUUUUACAAAUAAGUACUUUUAUAAUGGAUCAAUUAAAAAUAAUGAAAAUUUAAUAAAUAAGCUAUUUUUUUAUUUUCAUUAUUUAAAUUUAUUUGGAUGUUAUAAAUUUAUUAAUGUUGAUGGAAUAGAAUCUAUAACUUAUAAUAAAUCAUACAUUAACUAUGUUGAAGCUUUUUUUUAUAUCCAAAUUAAUAUUAUAUUUCCAAAAUUUUAUUGAGAAAAAAAAUAAAAAAAAUGAUGUAUUUAAUUUAUAUAUAUUUCCAACUAACUUAAUUUAAAGAAUAUAGAUAUUAUUUGUCCAUAUUAAUCUCAAUUCCCCUUAAUAAAAAAAUGUUUGAAAGAUUAUUUCAUGAUAGUUGCUCUCUAGAAAUAUCAACAGUUGAUGAAUUUCAAGGUAGAGAAAAAAAAUAUAAUAAUUUUUUCAUGUGUAAGAUAUAAUCUACAAUCUAUGGAAAUUUUUAAAAAUAUUGAUGAAUUAAAUGAUAAAAAACUGCUAUCUUUAAAAAAUAAUAAUUAUAUCAAUAAUAAUGAUUUUAAUACUAUAGAAAAAUUUAGGAAUAAUAUUGGAUUCUUAAAGGAUGAAAGAAGAUUAAAUGUAGCUUUAAUAAUAGAAAAAGAUGCUUUAUGGAUAAUAGGAAAUAAAAAAAAUUGUGAAAAAAAACUAUUAAUAGAUACAAAAAUAAAUGUAGUAAAAAUUCAAAUUCCUUUAUUCAAUGUAAAAGAGAAAAUAACUUUAAUAAAACUAAUAAUAUUUGUAAAAAUUAAAUAA
Plasmodium gallinaceum is the source of this 924-nucleotide messenger RNA. NCBI's taxonomy places the organism in Eukaryota, Apicomplexa, Aconoidasida, Haemosporida, Plasmodiidae. The record is from the annotation of a RefSeq genome assembly.